CGUCUUUGCGUCGUCACGUUCUCUCACUCUCAUCAAACAGCAGCAGCAGCAGCACAGAAGUUCGCUGCGUCUCUGGCGACAAUGGCGGGGGUGGCGACAAUGCCGGUGGCGGCAUCUAGCACGCGCUUCCUCUUGCUCAGUUUGCUGCUGCUGUCGUCGCCGGCGGUGGCGGUGGUGAGGGCGCGGGUGACGGCGCUGAUCGUGUUCGGCGACUCGACGGUGGACGCGGGGAACAACAACGCCGUGCCCACGGCGGUGCGGAGCAACUUCCCGCCCUACGGCCGGGACUUCCCGGGCGGCCGCGCCACGGGCCGCUUCUGCAACGGCCGCGUCGCCACCGACUUCUACUCCGAGGCGUUCGGUCUCCGGCCCUUCGUCCCGGCCUACCUCGACCCCGCCUACGGCAUGCGGGACUUCGCCGUCGGCGUCUGCUUCGCGUCCGCCGGCUCCGGCCUCGACGCUGCCACCGCCGGCGUCUUUUCAGUGAUACCCUUGUCGAAGCAAGUGGACUACUUCAGAGACUACAAAGCCCGGCUGGCGGAGCACCUCGGCGCGGCGGAGGCGAGGGCGGUGGUUGCUGACGCCGUCUUCGCCAUCAGCAUCGGCACCAACGACUUCAUUGAGAACUACUUCGCCCUCACGACGGCCCGCUUCCUGGAGUUCACCGUCGGCGACUACACCGACUUCCUCAUCGGCCUCGCCCGGAGCUUCCUGGUCGAGCUCUACGGCCUCGGCGCGCGCAAGAUCGGCUUCACCGGGCUCGGGGCCAUGGGCUGCCUCCCAAUCGAGCGGGGCCGCAGGGUGAUGCUCUGCAUCGAGGAGUACAAUGCCGCCGCGAGGUCGUUCAACGCCAAGCUCCGCGCCAUGGUCGAUGAGCUCACCGGCAGCCUUCCCGGCGCGCAGUUCCGGGUCGCCGAGGUGUACGACUUCUUCACCGGCAUCCUGCAGAACCCGUCAAGCUACGGGUUCGUGAAGGUGGCCAGGGGUUGCUGUGGCACAGGGUUGUACGAGAUGGGGUACACAUGCAGCGAGUGGGACGCGCUCACGUGCGCCGAUGCAAACCGGUACGUCUUCUGGGACGCCGUGCACCCGACGGAGCGGGCCAACAAGAUCAUCGCCGAGUACCUCAUGAACACAACCUUCAGCCAUUUCUUGUGAUCGUUUCUUCUUCUUAUAUACUCUAAGGUAAGCAAAACCAGGAAAUUCACGUCCCAGCUUGAUUCAUGUGCUACUUCUAGGCUUUUUUGUGCUUAGUUUGUUCUUCCUUUUUUUUUUGCGGGGUAGUGCUUAGUUUAUUCAGGGUGGCAAGCCAUACUCCCAUGAUUUGACGUAGUUCCAUUAUUUGUAGUAAUAAACUUUGUAAUGAUUGAUGUCAUUAAUUGUAUGCAUUUUUGCUAUGUAGAGACCAGAAGCAAUUAAAGCUUCCAUUUUAAAAAAA
Messenger RNA from Triticum aestivum (bread wheat), 1438 nucleotides. Its product is annotated as GDSL esterase/lipase At2g04570. The record is from RefSeq and is a predicted model, not a curated record. The coding region runs from base 82 to 1158 and encodes 358 amino acids. The transcript has 2 exons. Gene Ontology annotation, molecular function: hydrolase activity, acting on ester bonds. NCBI's taxonomy places the organism in Eukaryota, Viridiplantae, Streptophyta, Magnoliopsida, Poales, Poaceae.